CAACUUACAAUUCCUUUUCCCUCCUCCACGUUACCCACCGGCUACUGCCGGUAAACUUACCGCUAUAAAAACUUUCGACAUUUUUUGUACAAGCCUCCUCCUUCCUCCCCUUCCACCGCCAAUUUCCGGUCGCCAGUGGCUCCUCUUGGAUCCCCGUUUUACGAUUUCUCCUAUCCUCGAUGAAGGAUAUAUUUAUCCCGUACAGGAAUAGAGCUAAACCUUCCGCGGAUUUAUCUCAAUCCGGUUCUUUACUAUGAGCGCCGUCAACAUCACUAACGUCACCGUUUUGGACAAUCCCGCCGCCUUCCUCAACCCGUUUCAGUUCGAAAUCUCGUACGAGUGCUUGACUCCUCUUAAAGACGAUUUGGAAUGGAAACUCAUUUAUGUGGGAUCUGCUGAGGAUGAAACUUAUGAUCAACUCCUAGAAAGUGUGCUUGUUGGCCCUGUUAAUGUUGGGAACUAUCGCUUUGUCUUGCAGGCAGACCCUCCAGAUCCAUCAAAAAUCCGGGAAGAGGAUAUAAUCGGUGUCACAGUGCUGCUAUUAACAUGCUCAUACAUGGGGCAGGAAUUUAUCCGAGUGGGAUACUAUGUGAACAAUGAUUACGAUGAUGAACAACUAAGAGAGGAACCUCCUCCAAAGGUUUUGAUUGAUAAAGUUCAAAGAAAUAUAUUAGCUGACAAACCUAGAGUAACGAAAUUUCCAAUCAAUUUUCAUCCUGAGAAUAAUGAGCCUGCAGAAGGAAACCCUCCUUCACCUGAUCAUGCUAUCGAAACAAAUGGGAACGAAGAACUACCCCCCUCACCAGAUCAUCUGCAAUGGAAUGGACAAAUACCUCCCUCACCUGAUCAUCCGCCUGAUGAGCGGUAGUUUGCAGUGUCAAGGGUUUCUACACAACUUCAAUAUUUUGUACAAAUUUUGCAUGAUGGCCAAACCUGGUGAAUUUGUUCGAAGAUGUCAAAAAUACAAGAUUCCACUGUUAUAGUUCUGACAGAAGCUUUUAUGAAGUCUUAAAAUGCUUUUUGCCGUGAACUUGUUUGGACAUUAUUUUGGAUUUCCCAAUGUUAUUAGCUAGCAUGAUAGAUACAACAAUGAAUAGCUUCUUUGGUAUGGAGAGUAAUUAAUGUACAUUUGGUGAAUUUCUUAACUGCUAACUGAUUUUUUUGCA
Molecule: messenger RNA, 1166 nt
Organism: Mangifera indica (mango)
Lineage: Eukaryota; Viridiplantae; Streptophyta; Magnoliopsida; Sapindales; Anacardiaceae
Product: histone chaperone ASF1B-like
Exons: 3
Coding region: 254-868 (204 amino acids)
Biological process (GO): DNA replication-dependent chromatin assembly
Cellular component (GO): nucleus
Molecular function (GO): histone binding
Source: RefSeq, a predicted model, not a curated record